AUGGCCGUCGCCGUCGACGUCCGCGGCUACAUCCAGCUCCUCCGCUCCUGCAGCGCCGUGGCCGGCCAGCAGCUGCACCAGGCCCUCCUCAAGUCGGGCCACGUCCCGUCCUCCCUCCCGCCAUCCAACUCCGUCCUCCUCAUGUACGCGCGCUGCUCCCCUGCCCACCGCCGCGACGCACGGCGCCUGUUCGACGAAAUGCCAGGCAGGAACUGCUUCUCCUACAACUCCCUCGUCACCGCCCACCUCAACUCCCGGGACCACCAUGCGGCGCUCACGCUCUUCCGCUCCAUGCCCGAAAGGAACAACUUCUCGUGGAACACCGUGAUCACCGGCAUGGUCUCCGCCGGCGACCUCGACACGGCCCGUGCCCUGCUGGACGAGAUGCCCGUCAAGGACGCCGUGGCUUGCAACGCUGUGUUGCAUAGGUAUGUCCGGAGCGGGCGCAUUGACGAGGCGUUUGCUUUGGUCAGAGCGAUUGGUUUGGAGUGCGGCACGGCGGCAGCCUCACCGUGCAACGAUCCAUUUGUGCUUGCCACUAUUAUCGGUGCUUGCGCUGACCGGAUGAAGUAUGAUUUUGGGAGACAAGCACAUGGUCGGAUGGUGGUUGCCAAGGUCGAACUGGAUUCAGUGUUGACUUGCACAUUGGUUGACAUGUACUGCAAGUGUGGCGAUCUGGACUCUGCUCGCAGCGUCUUUGAUGGUUUAGCGCAGAUUGACGAGUUCUCAGUUUCUGCCCUGGUCUAUGGCUAUGCUUCACGUGGACAGUUAGACGAGGCGUUACGUAUUUUUUACAGGGUGGAGAACCUUAACAUUCUGUUGUGGAAUUCUGUCAUCAGUGGCUGUGCAUUUGCAUGCCUUGGAGAUGAUGCUUUUGCUCUGUUUGUAAGGAUGAUGCUGUCAGAUGUGUUGCCUGAUUCUUCAACUUUUGCCAGCGUUCUGAAUGUCUGUGCCUUUUCGGGCAUGCUCAAGCCUGGGAUUCAGAUACAUGGGUGUGGUCUCAAGAGUGGGACUGUCAAUGACAUGAUAGCAGCAAGCGCUCUCAUUGACUUCUACUCAAAAUGCAGCCUCUGGGAGGAUGCCUGCCGAGCUUUCAGUGAGCUUAGGUUUUAUGACACCGUUGUGCUCAAUUCAAUGAUCACCGUAUACUCAAACUGCGGGAGGAUAGAAGAGGCGAAAAGAGUUUUUUACAGGAUUACUAGCAAGAGUGUCAUAUCAUGGAAUUCUAUGGUUGUCGGGUUGAGCCAGAAUGGGCAUGCAAUUGAUGCCAUGGAGCUGUUUUGUGAGAUGCAUCGCCUUGGUGUGAGACUCGACAAGGUUGCUAUAGCAAGUGCUCUGAGUGCAUCAAGUAACAUUUGCUCCAUAAGUUUUGGGGAGCAGAUCUUUUCUCUUGCCACCGUUCGUGGCUUGCAGUGUGACAAUGUUGUAGCCGCUUCACUCAUUGAUCUGUACUGCAAAUGUGGCAACUUGGCUAGUGGGUGCAAGGUUUUCGAUGGAAUAGACAAGUCUGAUGAAGUCCUGUGGAACUCAAUGCUAAUUGGUUAUGCUUCCAAUGGGCAUGGACAUAAGGCACUGGAACUCUUGGAGUUGAUGAAAGUUAGGGGUAUAAGACCAACCGAACGGACAUUUGUUGGUGUCCUUUCUGCGUGCUGCCAUUCUGGACUUGUGGAAGAAGGACUGACAUGGUUUAAGCAAAUGCAGGAAGAUUUCUGCGUGUCUCCAUCAGCUGAGCAUUAUGCAUGUGUGACUGACCUGUUAGUCCGUGCAGGUCGGUUAGAUGAAGCAGUUGAGUUCAUAGAGAAUAUGCCCUUUAAAGCUGAUCCAAUAAGUUGGACUACAGUUGUUAGUGGAUGCAAAGCUCAGGGCAAUGAGGCUUUAACUCAUAAGAUAGCAAAGAGGCUGACGGAGAUGGGGAAAUCAGAGUCACCACAUUCCAGUCUGUAUGUGCAGCUGUCCAGUGUGCUUGCUGCUCAAGGGGAUUGGGUCAAAUCAGAAGAAAUGAGGGGUUUGAUGCGUGAGAGAAGAAUCACGAAGAAACCUGGUUACAGUUGGAUUGACAGUUAGGAAUUACAUUACUAUCAGCUGUUGUGUUGAAAAUUUAUAGGAGCAUAUUAUUUUUGCAUUUGUCUGGGAGAAGUAGUUUUUCGACCGCAAAACAUCCAUGUAAACAGAUGAGGAAAGAAAUUGCCUCUGGGAAAAUAUAAAGAAGGCACACAGAGGAAUGUUGGCUUUCUCUAUCAAAUUACCUUUUUACUGACCAUGAAUAAACUCGGGUGGGGAAGAUACUGCGCCGAGUUUGCUUUUUUCACUAUUCAGAACAGAAAGAUAUGGAGACAUCAGGUUUUGGUACUCCUAGCAGUAAGAAAUGUACAGAUUGAAGCAUAGUCGAGUGGUUGGGAGUGCCUGCUCCCUUCCCACCCAUCAGAGUUUCAGUCCCCUUGUUGGCAAUUUCGGUGGUGUUGGACCAUUCCUCUUAAUGAAAUGCCACGAGGCUCCUCCCCUGUUAGCCUUUUUUUUCUGGAACUUUUGGCUAUCACUGAUAAGUGGAUAUGGUACUCCAUCUUCUUCUGGGAAGGCCAGCUUGCUUCACUGGGGCAUCAAAGAACCGCAUUGCGCGUACUGAGUACAGAGCUCCAGAAGGAUAGCAGCUUGUGUCAGGCAAGUCCUCUGAAGGAUCCCAAGGUUCUACAUGCAGAAAUCUCCGACGCCAAUUUGAAAAUCCAAGGAGGAGGAGGUUAAACUUCAUCUAUUACUCGUACUUGA
This is a messenger RNA of Lolium rigidum, 2763 nucleotides long. RefSeq names its product putative pentatricopeptide repeat-containing protein At1g77010, mitochondrial. NCBI's taxonomy places the organism in Eukaryota, Viridiplantae, Streptophyta, Magnoliopsida, Poales, Poaceae. The transcript is spliced from 2 exons. The record is from RefSeq and is a predicted model, not a curated record. Gene Ontology annotation, biological process: RNA modification. Gene Ontology annotation, molecular function: RNA binding; protein binding. The coding region runs from base 1 to 2064 and encodes 687 amino acids.